Rotaria socialis is the source of this 555-nucleotide messenger RNA. The record is from the annotation of a GenBank genome assembly. NCBI's taxonomy places the organism in Eukaryota, Metazoa, Rotifera, Eurotatoria, Philodinida, Philodinidae.
AUGUGUAAUGCUCUCUGGUAUAUACCUAAAAAAUAUCGCAAGAAUCCAAACGUAUAUGGUCUUAAUCAAUUGAAUGAAACACCAUAUUGCCGUCAUCGUCCUGUAUUGCUACUACACGGUGCUGUUGGUGCAUGGUCCUAUCUUGGAGAUUUAGCAGCAGUACUAAAGACUACGAAUAUUCCUGCAUUCGUUAUAAAUCUUGGAUUCGGAUUACCAACAGAAGAGACACCUUUAUACAGUGCUUUUACUCAAGAUUGUUCAUACAUUGAUAGAGAAAGUAAUUUAAAGUUUCGAUCCACACCAGAGGCAAAUCCACUUAUUGGAAAGGUAAUAGCUAUUGCUCUUCCAUCAAAUCUAACAGAAACAAAUUGGAUGCGUGAAAUCAAUAAACUUGAUGAUUUAUUCAAUGCCAAAUAUGACGCAAUCAUGGACCAUAAAAAGUGUGCUUUGGCAGAAGAACUUCCUUGGUCUGUCGAAUAUAUCGAUGCAGGACAUUUUGGAAUAGUAUUUAAUCGCUCGACUUACUCUCAAGUACUUCAAUUCUUACUUAAAUAA